UGAUCGAAAAGCAUUCAAUUUACAUAACCAGAUCAUAUAAUAAACAUUUCAAGCUGUGAUAACCAUGGCUACUCUCAUUGCUCCUAUGAAUCAUUCUCCUAAGGAAGAUGCAGAUGUACUUUGGAAGGCAGUCAAAGGGUGGGGAACUGAUGAGAGUGCUAUCAUAGCUAUAAUGGGUCAGAGAAAUGCUGUUCAAAGGCAACAAAUUAGACAAGCUUAUCAGGACAUUUAUCAAGAGGAUCUCAUCAAACGCCUUGAAUCUGAACUCUCUGGUAACUUUGAGAAAGCUAUGUAUAGGUGGAUAUUGGACCCAGCAGACCGUUAUGCUGUGUUGGCUAAUGUAGCCAUUAAGAGUAUUAACAAAGACUACCAUGUGAUUGUGGAAAUUGCAUCUGUCCUUCAACCUCAAGAGCUUUUGGCUGUAAGACAUGCCUACCACAACAGAUACAAGAAUUCAUUGGAAGAAGAUGUUGCUGCACAUACCUCUGGCUAUCAUCGACAGCUUUUGGUUGGAUUGGUGAGCUCAUUUAGAUAUGAUGGUGUUGAAAUCAAUCCAAUUUUGGCAAAACAUGAAGCUGAUAUUCUUCAUGAGGCUGUCAAAAACAAGAAAGGAAACAUUGAAGAAGUUAUCAGGAUCCUUAUUACAAGGAGCAAGACUCAACUUAAGGCAACUUUCAACCGUUACCGAGAUGAUCAUGGCUUUUCUAUAAGCAAGAAACUUUUGAAUGAAGCAUCUGAUGACUUCCUUAAGGCUGUGCAUGUUGCAAUUCGUUGCAUUGAUGACCACAAGAAGUACUAUGAAAAGGUUUUGCGUGGUGCGCUGAAAAGGAUUGGAACCGAUGAGGAUGGACUAACCCGUGUGGUGAUCACAAGGGCGGAGAAAGACUUGAAGGACAUCAAAGAGCUGUAUUACAAGAGAAAUAGUGUUCACCUUGAGGAUACAGUGGCUAAGGAAAUUUCUGGAGACUACAAGAAGUUCCUCCUUACUCUUUUGGGGAAAGGACACUAAAGUGCUUGUUAUAAGAACAUGUCUUAAAAUUGCUGUUUUGUUUUAAAUAAUAAAUAAUUGAUGGUGAUGACAAUAAUACUAUUAUAAUAAUUUAGAAA
Medicago truncatula (barrel medic) is the source of this 1107-nucleotide messenger RNA. RefSeq names its product annexin-like protein RJ4. Gene Ontology annotation, biological process: response to cold; response to heat; response to water deprivation. The transcript has 6 exons. Lineage: Eukaryota; Viridiplantae; Streptophyta; Magnoliopsida; Fabales; Fabaceae. The coding region runs from base 65 to 1009 and encodes 314 amino acids. Gene Ontology annotation, cellular component: cytoplasm; plasma membrane. The record is from RefSeq and is a predicted model, not a curated record. Gene Ontology annotation, molecular function: calcium-dependent phospholipid binding; calcium ion binding; phosphatidylserine binding.